CCAAUUCCCAAAUCAUCAUUAGCAUUUUUUUUUAAAGAAAAUAAGAAUUUAAAAAUAAAAAUGAAUCACCCCAUAUCGACGGAGUUCCCGCCGGUGAAGUUCCCGGCGUAUCGCCGGAGUUCCAGCUUCGUCAAUCUCAUGCCCUGUUUAACGGAAACGUGGGGCGACCUGCCACUCAAAGUGGACGAUUCCGAAGACAUGGUCAUUUACGGCCUUUUGCGCGACGCCGUUAGCGUCGGAUGGACGCCGUUUAACUUCACGGCGACGGAAGUCAAAGCCGAGCCGUUAGAAUUGUCGGGACCCGCCGCCGCGGCGCCACCUCGCGGGGCUGAUGCCGUGGCGCCGCCGCCGAAGGGGAGGCACUACAGGGGCGUGAGGCAGCGGCCGUGGGGGAAAUUCGCGGCGGAGAUAAGGGACCCGGCGAAGAACGGCGCGAGGGUUUGGCUCGGGACGUACGAGCGGGCGGAGGAGGCGGCUAUUGCUUACGACAAAGCGGCUUACCGGAUGCGCGGUUCGAAGGCGCUAUUGAAUUUUCCGCACAGAAUCGGCUCGGGCGAACCGGACCCGGUCAGGAUCACGGCUAAGAGGAGAUUGCCGGAGGCGGCUUCAGAAAAUGGCUCGGCUAAGCAGAGAAGAAAAGUAGCUAUGGCGGAGCAAACCGAACCGGAUAUAGAGGGCCGGUCGAGUGGGGGUUCGGCCGAGUUACACGCUUGGAUGUUGGCGGUGGGCCAGCAGCUGAUGGUCAGCGAAAUAGCGGUUUGACCAUGAUGGGAGGCGUGUUUGGAUGGGAUAAAUAUAGACACACAUUUAAUACAAGUUGGGAUUUGAACUAAAUUCUUACAUUAUCAUCUUUUCUUCAGGUUCCAAACAAGGAUUUGUAUAUAUCCACGGUUAAGUUAUCAUCUUGUAUAUCACACGUAUUUAGGCUUGCUUUUCUUAGCUACCUUUUUGUUUUGUUUUUAAAUUUUGGGAUAUUUAUGUCACAAAUUGAAUGAAGGAUUGAAGAAGGA
This is a messenger RNA of Cuscuta campestris, 1010 nucleotides long. Lineage: Eukaryota; Viridiplantae; Streptophyta; Magnoliopsida; Solanales; Convolvulaceae. The record is from the annotation of a GenBank genome assembly.